This is a messenger RNA of Coregonus sp. 'balchen', 284 nucleotides long. Lineage: Eukaryota; Metazoa; Chordata; Actinopteri; Salmoniformes; Salmonidae. The record is from the annotation of a GenBank genome assembly.
AUGUGUGCUGGGUUCUGGGAGGGUGGAAAGGACACCUGUCAGGUACUGCAUCACUUGAAGGAACACAGUCUUACUUGUGGUUUCUCUUGUCCACUUUUCAGGGGGACUCUGGUGGGCCGUUGGUGCGUCUCUCUGCUGGUCAGUUUGUCCAGGUGGGAAUCACGAGUUUUGGGAAAGGCUGCGGUAGAGAAGUCUUCCCUGGAGUCUACACCCGGUUGGCUAGCUACAUGGACUUCAUCCAGAUUAUUAACUCCGACACCAGGCUUCUGCUGAGGUCAUCCUGA